ACAGAGGAGCCCGCGUCGGCGGUAAGAGAAGACCGGUACAGCUGUGCUGCCUUCUGUCAGAGGUUCCAGCCAUUUCCUCAUCAGAAGUGGACCAGCCAUCAAGGACUCGCCGCCCUGUGGGCUGAGACAGAGAGCCCCUCAGAAAGCAGCGUGGAAGUCAUCAUGCUGCAGCAGCUCCUGAUCACCCUGCCCUCCGAGGCCGGCACCUGUGUGAAGUUGCAUCAUCCAAAGAAGGCCAGCGAGGGUGCGCUCCUCUGGGAAGAUGUGACUAAAAUGUUUAAAGGACAAGCUCAGCUAUCUCAGGAUGCUGAUGAAACCCAGGCAGAAAGUUUAGAGGAUGAAGUGACCCCUGCACCCCUGACAACAGAAUACCAGGAACUGUUGACCUUCAAGGACAUAUCUGUGGACUUCACCCAGGAGGAGUGGGGGCAACUAGCCCCUGCUCACCGGAAUCUGUACCGGGAGGUGAUGCUGGAGAACUAUGGGAACCUGGUCUCAGUGGGCUAUCAGCUUCCCAAACCUGGUGUGAUUUUCCAUUUGGAGAAAGGAGAAGAUCCAUGGUUGAGGGACCGAGAUAUUUCAGGAGGUCCAAGUUCAGACUUGGAGAGUAAAGCAGAAACCAAAGAGUCAAACUUAAAGAAUGACAUUUCAUGGGAAAAUCUACCCUGUGACGUGAUGACAGAAAAGGCAACAAGAGGAAGCACCUUGUAUUCCACCUUGGGAAGAGUCUCCAAAUCUGAUGCAAUAGGGAGCCAGAAGGAAAACCAAGGAAUGGGUCAGGGACAAAUCUCCUUGCUCUGCAAGGAAGUGCUCACUCAGACGAGAAGCCAAGCAUUUAACAGAUUUGAGAAAGGAAUUAAUGUGAACUCAAAAGUUAUGCCAGGACUAGUAGGUCCCCCAAGAAAGAAAGACCAUAAAUAUGACACAACUGGAAAGAGAAGCAGAUAUAAUUUAGAUUUUAUUAAUCAUUCAAGGAGUCAUACAAAAAUGAAAACCUUUGAAUGUAAUAUUUGUGAAAAAAUCUUCAAACAACUUAUUCACCUUACUGAACACAUGAGAAUUCAUACUGGAGAGAAACCUUUCAGAUGUAAGGAAUGUGGAAAAGCCUUUAGCCAAAGUUCAUCCCUUAUUCCGCAUCAGAGAAUCCAUACUGGUGAGAAACCCUAUGAAUGUAAGGAGUGUGGGAAAACCUUCAGACAUCCUUCAUCUCUUACUCAGCAUGUUAGAAUUCAUACAGGGGAGAAGCCCUAUGAAUGUGGAGUAUGUGAGAAAGCCUUCAGCCAGAGCAUUGGACUGAUUCAGCAUCUGAGAACUCAUGUUAGAGAGAAACCUUUUACAUGCAAAGACUGUGGAAAAGCAUUUUUCCAGAUUAGACACCUUAGGCAGCAUGAGAUUAUUCAUACUGGUGUGAAACCCUAUAUUUGUAAUGUAUGCAGUAAAACCUUCAGCCAUAGCACAUAUCUAACACAACACCAGAGAACUCAUACUGGAGAAAGACCCUAUAAAUGUAAGCAAUGUGAGAAAGCCUUUAGCCAGAGAAUACACCUUUCAAUCCAUCAGAGAGUCCAUACUGGCGUGAAACCUUAUGAAUGUAGUCACUGUGGGAAAGCCUUUAGGCAUGAUUCAUCCUUUGCUAAACAUCAGAGAAUUCAUACUGGAGAAAAACCUUAUGAUUGUAAUGAAUGUGGAAAAGCCUUCAGCUGUAGUUCAUCACUUAUUAGACACUGCAAGACACACUUAAGAAAUAACUUCAACAAUGAUAUGUGAAAUAAACUCAACAUCAAAGAACCUUUAUUUGGAGCAAAAGCCUCUAAAUCAGUGGCUCCCUGACUUAUAGAUUUCAAAAAACAAUCAUUUAAAAUGAGUUGGUGCAAUGUUGCCAAGUAUUAGUUUUGUCAUGUUAAAAAACAAAGGCCUAUUAGCACCAUUUCAGAAAAGACAGCAUUUUAGCAUAGGAAGGCUAUAAUUAUUGUGAGGAAGAGCCCUUUGUAUUGAAUUAAAUCAACUUUAUGAAAAUCU
Carlito syrichta (Philippine tarsier) is the source of this 2019-nucleotide messenger RNA. It is a transcript of the gene ZFP69B, whose product is annotated as ZFP69 zinc finger protein B. Gene Ontology annotation, biological process: negative regulation of transcription by RNA polymerase II; regulation of cytokine production; regulation of immune system process. The record is from RefSeq and is a predicted model, not a curated record. The transcript has 5 exons. The coding region runs from base 163 to 1767 and encodes 534 amino acids. NCBI's taxonomy places the organism in Eukaryota, Metazoa, Chordata, Mammalia, Primates, Tarsiidae.